Pseudophryne corroboree (corroboree frog) is the source of this 930-nucleotide messenger RNA. RefSeq names its product interleukin 12B (gene IL12B). The transcript has 6 exons. The record is from RefSeq and is a predicted model, not a curated record. Lineage: Eukaryota; Metazoa; Chordata; Amphibia; Anura; Myobatrachidae. Bases 1 to 930 code for a protein of 309 amino acids. Gene Ontology annotation, molecular function: protein binding.
AUGUACUCUGAAAUAACUGCAUCACCUCAAAGGAUAAGAGAGCAUUUACAGGCGCUCAAUACUGAGAGGAACUUCUCCAGGCUGUGUUGUCAAACGUACAGAACCUUAGUUGUAGACAUCAAUUCUAAGGAUGAACAUGCAAAAGAGAUGGUAAAAAUUGAGUGUAAUGCUACUGAUCACCAGUCUGUCCAGUUGAACAGGGAUUCCCAUAGACAGAAAACGCUAAGUAUAACUGUGAAAGAACUUGCUGAUGUGGGAACCGUUACCUGUCACACCUCAACUGGGAUCGUUGACUCUAAAGAUAUUCUACUAAAUUCGCUUAACCUACCAGUGUUCAAAAGAAUAUUUUCACAUAAGAAAGAACCAGUACAAUGCAAGGUCAAAAACUAUAGUGGCCAGUUCAGUUGCUCAUGGAAUUCAGCAGACAACAGUCCCGAAUUUAUCUUUGAAGCACACAGAGGCAACUACAGCCUAAUGUGUCAGGAGCCAGUGAGAGAGAAUUCUGAUUAUACGGUAGAGUGUCAUGACACGCAAUCAUGUCACUAUGCAGAAGAGGAACAAAACAUCACUGUCAUCCUGCAUGCCAUUCGACACAAGAGAUACGAGAAUCACACAUUAUCCUUCGCAUUGAGAGAAAUCAUUAAGCCUGACCCACCACAAGAUCUGCUACUUAAUAAAACCAAGAACCAUAAACAUUUUUCCAUACAUUGGAAGUACCCAAAAACCUGGUGCAAUGUCCACACAUUUUUCCCGCUCAUCUUUAACAUCAAAAUAACAAAGGACAACGAUCUGAUAGAGCAUCAUGAGAACGUAGAAGGGACAGAUCUUAUUCCGCAUCAGAAAGAUGUCUCAGAAAUCUCAGGUUUCUGCAUCCAAGCAAGAGACAUGUACUUUAAUUCGUCCUGGAGUGACUGGUCAUGUUACAAGUAG